AUGAACAAUCUCUUAUCCAGGGAUGUCCAGGUGAAAAGCAUGGAGCAGACAGUGAAACAUGCUGAGCAGUACCUGGGUGAGAUCUGCUCCCUGCUAGCCUCCUACACCAGGAAGACAGCCAAGCUCAGAGACAAGGCAGACCUGCUGGUGGCUCAGCUCUUUGACUUCUCCAGCAGAGAGGACCCAGAACUCCAGAUCGGCCUGAAAAACAUGGCUGAAGACCUGGCCAUGGUGCAGGACUACAGGCAGGCUCAGGUAGAAAGACUGGAGACAAGAGUUGUUGCUCCACUAAAAACCUAUGGAGACAUAGUUAAAAAUAAAAGGGCAGAUCUUAAGAAGUUCAGCACUGAUGUCAACAGAGAGCUGAAGGAGUUGCAGAAACUGGAAAAAAUCAGACUGAGGAACCCAGCAGAUCGACAGAGCAUUUCUCAGGCAGAAGUAAAUGCUCAGAAGGCUUCCAACAAUGCCCACCGCAGUAUCAGACAACUAGAGGAGACCAUCAAAGACUUCCAAAGACAGAAACUGGAGGAUAUCAAAAGGAUUUUCACAGACUUCAUUACAGUGGAGAUGCUCUUCCAUGCUAAAGCACUGGAGAUCUAUGCCCACACAUACCACAACCUGGAGGCAAUUAAUACUCAAAAGGAUCUGGAGCUGUUUAAUGGGCGGAUUAAGAUGUCUGACUCUCUGGCUGGACUUCUGGACACCCCUCUGACCAGCUACUCUUCUCCCCUCAUGAGCCGCUACCCGAGUCCUCCUCUGGCCUCCCCCAAAAGCCAAAGCCUCAGGCCAAUGUUGGCCUCUACCACAGGUCAAAUCCACAGGAAACAUCACAGCCAGUAUCCUGAGACAGUCAGGAGGUCUCGCACCACCUUACAACGCCAGAGAGGCAAGGAGGAGGAGGAACAGGUGGAGGAGAAAGAAGAGGAGGAAGAAGAAGAAGAGGAAGGAGAGGAGGAGAUUUCUGAAUCAGAGAUAGAAGAAGGUCAGCACACCAGCAGGCAAUCCUAUGCGGCUCAAUAUGCCCAUAUACGCAGAUGGCAGAAGUAA
Molecule: messenger RNA, 1047 nt
Organism: Cyclopterus lumpus (lumpfish)
Lineage: Eukaryota; Metazoa; Chordata; Actinopteri; Perciformes; Cyclopteridae
Product: protein FAM92B-like
Exons: 9
Coding region: 1-1047 (348 amino acids)
Biological process (GO): cilium assembly
Cellular component (GO): ciliary basal body; ciliary transition zone
Source: RefSeq, a predicted model, not a curated record